This is a messenger RNA of Candoia aspera, 2132 nucleotides long. It is a transcript of the gene ANXA4, whose product is annotated as annexin A4. Gene Ontology annotation, molecular function: calcium-dependent phospholipid binding; calcium ion binding. The transcript is spliced from 12 exons. The coding region runs from base 256 to 1023 and encodes 255 amino acids. Gene Ontology annotation, cellular component: cytoplasm. NCBI's taxonomy places the organism in Eukaryota, Metazoa, Chordata, Lepidosauria, Squamata, Candoiidae. The record is from RefSeq and is a predicted model, not a curated record.
UUUAUUGCAGGGACCAUCUGCAGGGCUGACUGGCUGCUAGAGGAUCGCGGACGUUUUAUUGCCAUGGCAGGAAACAGAGGAACCAUCAAGGGAGCUUCCAACUUCAACCCCAAUGCUGAUGCCCAGAAGCUCCGCAAAGCUAUGAAAGGGUUGGGUACCGAUGAAGAUACUAUCAUUGAGGUUUUGGUCAGCAGGAAUUUGUCCCAACGGUAAGAAAUUAAGACGACCUACAAAGCUACUAUUGGUCGGGAUUUAAUGGAUGACUUGAAGUCCGAGCUAAGUGGGAAGUUUGAGAAAGUGAUCAUUGGAUUGAUGACCCCCAUCACCCUGUAUGAUGUGGAGGAGCUGAAAAGAGCGAUGAAGGGGGCUGGGACAGAUGAGGGCUGCCUGGCAGAAAUCUUGGCAUCUCGUACGAACGAGGAAAUCCGGAGGAUUAACGACACCUACAAACGUCAUUACGGAACCAGCCUUGAGAAAGACAUCGUUUCAGAUACUUCCUCCAUGUUCCAGAGAGUCCUGGUAUCCCUGGCAACUGGCAACCGAGAUGAGAGUCCUCACGUUGACCAGGGGCUGGUCCAGCAGGAUGCCCAGUGCCUGUAUGAAGCAGGAGAGAAGAAGUGGGGCACAGAUGAGGGCCAGUUCGUAACCAUCUUAUGCUCCAGAAGCAGGAACCACCUGUUAAGGGUAUUUGAUGAAUACAAGAACAUUGCUAAGAAAGAUAUUACGGAGAGUAUUAAAUCUGAGAUGUCAGGAGACCUUGAAGAUGCCUUAUUGGCAAUAGUGAAGUGCAUGAGAAACAAGACUGCCUACUUUGCUGAACGGCUGUACAGAUCCAUGAAGGGGUUAGGGACAGAUGACGACACUCUCAUUCGAGUGAUGAUCUCCCGCUGCGAGAUCGAUAUGAUUGAUAUCAAGGCAGAGUUCAAGCGCACGUAUGGAAAAUCCCUCCACUCUUUCAUCAAGGGAGACACCUCAGGGGACUACAGGAAAAUUCUGCUCCUUCUGUGCGGUGGGGAAGACUAAGAGAUACAAGAUAUUUUUUCCCCCGUUGACAUUACAUAGCAGCUGUGUGGCUGGCAGUCCCUGUAGGAGAUGCCAAGUAGUCCUAACCUUUUGCAGUAGUGCUUUUAAAAAUGCCAACAAAAUCAUGUCAGCAUUGAUUUUGCCUGCCUCUCCCUCUAAAUAUAAAUUUAAAAAUUGCCUUGAAAAGAAUUAGUCCCUGCUUUGAAACAGGUGGACAAUAUGCAGCAUAGAAUGCACAAUAUAAUCCAAUCUUUUAAAAUCUCAGCUCCUUCGAGUCUAUCCUGCAGAAAGGUGAGGAAGUUCAGUGGAAGCUGAGAAAUGCCAAAUUUCCUAUGAUGGCUGGACAUUUCUUUCCCGUUGGCAAGGCGGAGGGCCCUUGUAUUCAGUCCCACAUAUGUAUCUCUCACCUCCACCCCCAAAAGAUGAUUGAUCAUUAACUGAGCUCGUGAUGCCGUAUUUCACCCUCAUGCGGGGAGUCUGUCCCGCUUACAAGGGCUUAAACUCCAAGUUGGCAGAAAUCUUGCAGGAAGAAUAUGCAACUUCAGACACACUAACACCACUUCCGAGGUUCCUGCUAAUUCCCACUCCCACAGCAGCUCAUAUCAAGUGAGUUGUGUUAAAAAGCACAAAUAUAGGGUGUAAGCCUUUCUUUAUGCUGGAUUUUAGUAAUUCAAGGGAGCAGUUUAAAAAGAAAAUUCCCAGCAAACUCCUUUAUACAGGUAUUAUACUCCAGCCUUUCUAGUUUCUAAACAUGAGCAAUUUGAUAUUCACACUGGACCAGUGCACCCUGAAACAUGCCAAGCAAUCUAGAAAUCCCAGCUAGUGAUCUUUUAAAAAGGCUAUCUAGAGCCUCAUUCGUAUAUUUAGCUGCAAAUAGCCACCCGUUGUACGUGUCCCACACCAUGCCAGAUUUUGGUAUUCCCGUCCAAGUGAUGCAACGGAUCCUUGUUUCCCUGGAACACAAGCAGAGGAGCCCCACCCGCACGGAGCCGUAGCCGAAAGAAGAGCGCUUUAACUUUUGCCUGAUCUAAACUGCUCUGGAAGCAAUCAUGAGCUGUGAUGUAUUUUCCAGAUCAAUAAAGAGAGGAAUCUUGCUGUUUCAAUAAAAA